Molecule: messenger RNA, 1407 nt
Organism: Penicillium digitatum Pd1
Lineage: Eukaryota; Fungi; Ascomycota; Eurotiomycetes; Eurotiales; Aspergillaceae
Product: ubiquitin domain-containing protein DSK2
Biological process (GO): ubiquitin-dependent protein catabolic process
Cellular component (GO): cytosol
Molecular function (GO): polyubiquitin modification-dependent protein binding
Source: RefSeq, a predicted model, not a curated record
AUGGCCGACGAGACGGCUACCGCAGAGCAGGCUCCCAUUACUUUCACCGUCAAGUCAUCCACCGAUGCCAAAUAUACCUUGACUCUUCCCCUCACCACUCUUGUGUCAGAUCUCAAGCAGAAGCUCUCAAGUCCCGAAAAUGCCGAUACCCCCGCAGAGCGCCAGCGAUUGAUCUAUUCAGGUAGGGUUUUGAAGGACACCGAGACACUGGAGACCUACAAGAUCAAGGAUGGCCAUACUAUUCAUCUGGUAAAAAGUGCUGCGAGUAACCAGCAGCGUCAGAACAUUGCUGCUCAGCCUAGCUCGGCCACUGCGGCCGCUGGGGCAACCCCAAGCCCGGCAGCAGCCGGUGUCCCAAUCAAUCUUGCCACAGGAACUGGCAACAACCCACUUGCUGGUCUGACUGGUGCACGAUAUGCCGGAUUCGCACAACUUCCUGGGGCGGGCCUUUUCGGCCCUGAUGGCGGGAUGGGACCUCCGCCAGAUACUGAGUCGAUGCUUAACAUGCUCGAGAAUCCUCAAUUCCAAUCAAGCAUCAACGAAGCCCUACAGAACCCCGCCAUGAUCGACAUGAUGAUCCAGCAGAACCCCAUGCUUCGCGACAUGGGACCCGGAGUUCGGCAAAUGAUGGAAAGCCCAGAGUUUCGCCGCAUGUUGACAGAUCCAAGCUCAAUUCGGCAGAUGAUGCAAAUGCAACGGGCUAUGGGAAUGGGUGGUGGCGGACUUGGUGGCGGUGAUAAUGCAUUCCCCGCCCCGGGGGUGACCAACACGACGGCUGAGGGAACCCAAGGUCCCGAGCAACAGAAUGCGCAAACAAAUCCGUUUGGGCAGAUGCCUCAGAAUUCGCUUGGAAACGCAAACCCUUUCGGGGCCCUCUUUGGAGCUAACCCGUUCGGUACUCCAGCCCAGCCUUCUACCGCACCGGCCUCCACUCAGCCCGGCGGUACACAGGGUGCCGACUCCACUGAUCGAUCAACAUCUGCUGAGGGACAAAUCCCUCAAGCUGCUCAAACCCCCUUCGCAUCUCUCCUGAACCCCGCUAUCUUCGGAAACGCUGGCCAAGCUGGUCAGGGCAUGAACCCGUUCAAUCCUCAGCAGAAUCCGUUCCUGCGUGACCCGGCGCUGCUUUCCCAGAUGAUGCAAGGAAUGGGUGGACAGGGCACAGGAGGUGGAGCCGCUGGUGCAAACCCUCUGGCUGCUCUACUCGGCGGUGGUCUUGGUGGUUUCGGAGGUGGUUUUGGCACCCCUCAGCCUGCAGACACGCGCCCUCCGGAGGACAGAUACGCCGAUCAGUUGCGGCAGUUGAAUGAUAUGGGUUUCUUUGAGUUCGAGCGGAACAUUGAAGCCCUGCGUCGCGCAGGUGGCAGUGUUCAAGGAGCGGUGGAGUACCUCCUUAGCCACCCAUAA